AUGGCCGCCAGCGGGAACUCUAUCAGAACAGCCGUUGAUUUAGACAACUUAAUUAAAGAAUAUACGUAUUUUGAAAAGGUAAUGAGACACACUGCACAGGAAAACAGCUGCCUAGAGAAGGAGAUACUAUUCCUUAAUAAGCAGCUUCAGUCCAGCCAGGAGGCUGAAAAGUUGUCCAUAGAAGAAGCUGGAAAGUUCAAGGCCAUGGUAGACAAUCUUCAGAGGAUCCUUUUACAAAGAUGUGACAAAGAAGAGGAGAACGCGGAACUAAAGUCACACUUGACUGCAGUUACAGAAAAAACAGCCCGUCUUGAACAGGAACACAAAACUGAACUUUCUGAAGCACUUAAGAAUCAUAAGCAAGAGAUUCAGAGGGUUAGACAAGAGGAACUUCAACAAAAUAGGAAGGUAAUCACAACACUGGAGAAGUCCCUACAAGGAAAGGAAAGUCAAAUACAGCAACUCGAGAAGCAGCUGGCUGAUAUGAGUCACUUGCACCAAACAGAAAUAGUCAAGCUUCGCUUAGAGUUUGACGAAAAAAUAUUAAAACUGCAACGUGAAAGAAAUAAUGCCAAAGCUCAGGCUGGCCAAUCGUUUAACGCCAACACCGACAUUUUCCGAAAGAAACUUCAGUUUGCCAAAGCCGAGGCACAAAAAGAAAUAAACUCCUUGAAAAGUCAAGUCGCCGAGCUGGAAAGAAAGUUAACGAUGCGCCAGAUGCCAGCCUCUAAAAGAAAAUUGUUCUGACAUAUGGAGCAUACGCCGGUGAUAUCUGCAACCGUUCCGAUCAUCGACUAGGUUAUUUUGAUAACUG
Pocillopora verrucosa is the source of this 814-nucleotide messenger RNA. RefSeq names its product coiled-coil domain-containing protein 152-like. The record is from RefSeq and is a predicted model, not a curated record. NCBI's taxonomy places the organism in Eukaryota, Metazoa, Cnidaria, Anthozoa, Scleractinia, Pocilloporidae.